AUGUCCAGCGGCAAAAAGAGCGAAGACCGUUUCCACUACUCUAAUCGCCGCCGGAUCGUCUCCCGCCAAUGGCUGCGCGACCCCACCGGCGAGAUCCUCCCGCGCCCGCCGCCCGUCGGCACGCGCACCCCGAGCGGGCUCAUCUGGGGCCACUCCUGCGAGGACUUCAUGUGGCUGCAACGCGUCCCGAACGUCGACGUCCUCACCAUCUGGUCGCGCAGCAUGAUCAAGGAGUUCGCCGAGAACUACGACGAGAGCGAGUUCGACGCGCCCGAACCCCGCCCGCGCCUGCGCCGCCCGUGGCCCGUGCUGAGGCUCGCGAAUGAUGCGCUCAAUCGGACCGUGCCGCCCAUCGGCGCGUAUGACGACGGCUCGGACCACGAAGACGACGAGGCGUCCGACGUGCGCUGCUGGCGUGUGCGCGCGGACGACCCUAAGACCGGCGAGGCCGUGGAAGACAAGCUCGUCCACCGCGUCGUCAUCGAGGACAUGGAAGGUGUGUUCAUGCCUAACGAUGCAGUGAACCCCGUCAUAUCUCCUCUGAAACAUCCUUACGCCGCGCUGUGGAGGCCGGAGGUCCGCGAGGAGUAUGCGAUGGCGCAGAGUCUGGGUGUCUGUGGCCCGUACUCGAUCGUCAGGAAGCCUGGCAACGAGAGGGGACGCGCUGAGCUGGUCGAUGACAAGGGUAUCAUGGCGGUUAUCGUGGAAGACUUUACCGACGACGAGGACGACGAGGACGACGCGGUGCCUAGCGGCCUUCUCAUCCCAGAAGGCGAUUGUCUCUUGCAUGUCCGUCAUGAUCCGAGCCCUGUGAUAUUCCUCAACGAAGGGAAGACGGUGAAGACGGAUAAGAAGGGCGCAACUACGAGUGAGCAAGAACAAGAGCAUCGUCCAAAGGUCGCCGAAUCGUCGGCAGGUGCAAAGAGAGAAACAGCUGAUGUCGUUGAGGCCCCGGAUGCGCCUAUGUCUGUGGAUCCCAGCACAAACAAGACCGAAAGCGACGUGGAGAUGCAAUCUGAAGGAUCAACCAAGCACGAAGAUGACAAGAAGGAGACCACUACCGACUCAAGCGGAUCAGGUGAAGGAUCGCAGCCUCCAAAGGAGCCGGUCAAGGACAAAGGCAAAGGCCGCUUUGUCGAGCCGGAAAGUGGUGAAGGUGAUGACCACAAGAAAGAUGAGAAGGAUGAAGAUCAAGAUAUGGCAGACGUGGAUGAGAUCGAAGAUGGAGUCGCGCCCACGGAGGCCUCGGAGGCUUACAUCAAAGAAAAUGGAUGCUUCAACGAGACGUUCUUGGCUGAUAUCCCGAAGCUGGAAGAAUUCAUUCCGGAAGAAUACUUUCCAGAUGCACUCAUCGUCCAUCGCACCAGCAGGGAACCUGCAAAGUAUAAGCGCAUCUUCCCCAAGUUCGAGAGAGACAGCCUCAAAGGUGAACCAGAGCGUCUCGGCCGUCUGUAUCUCAACGGCCCCCUGAUCGGCGAGGGACACCACUCUCUCGUGCGGCGCGCGCCCCUCAAGCUGCCCCCACCGCUCAGCACAUACGGCAAGCAUCGCAUGGUGACCGUCGCCGCAAAGACGGCCUUCGUUCACAUCUCCGCGCGCAAGUUCCUGCGACACGAGGCAGAGAUCUUCAGCCUCUUCCCGCGGCACCUCCAGGAGGAGUACUGCGGAUACAACCUCGUCACGCCGGUGAAGCACCCCGUGCCCGUCGGCGCGGUGGUUCCGAAGUUCUACGGGUACUACGUGCCCGUCGAGAAGGACGGCUCCGCGCCGGACCACAAGUAUGCGGGCCCGAUACUGCUGAUGGAGGAGUGCGGCCAGCCCGUCGUGCCGUCCAAGUUCAGCAUCGAUGACAGAUCGGAGUGCUACUCGCUCGUGGUGCGCCUCCAGCUCGCGGAGUUCCUCCAGGGCUCGAUGUACGUGCGCAACAUCCUAUGGCAGCCCGGCCCGUUGUGGAAGCCGCCCCAGGAGCGAUCACGCAAGACGCCGAGCUUCCGGAUCAUCGAUUUUGGCCGCGCGAUGUACUGGAAUGAGCACGUCGUGAAGGAGGAAGACGUGCAGAAGAAGGAGACCAAGGCGAAGGAUGGCGGGACCAGGCGAAAUACGACCGGAACAAAGUCGAGAAGGAGCUCUUGA
This is a messenger RNA of Fomitopsis serialis, 2133 nucleotides long. RefSeq lists its product as uncharacterized. The transcript has 4 exons. NCBI's taxonomy places the organism in Eukaryota, Fungi, Basidiomycota, Agaricomycetes, Polyporales, Fomitopsidaceae. Bases 1 to 2133 code for a protein of 710 amino acids. The record is from RefSeq and is a predicted model, not a curated record.